AUGGCACCCAAUGUGGCCCUGGGUGCUGUCCUUGGAGGCCCAUCUGAUCACACAGGCCAGACCUCUGCCAAGUACACCACCUUGGAUCAAAGCCGCUGCCGCCCUGGCUCUGCCCUGGAGCACAUGGAGCUGAGGCUGGACACCAGCUACAAGGAGAAUGUGCCUUCCAGGUUCAUAGCCCCCGGGCGCCAGGCACAGAGAUUCCUGACGAGCCUGGGUGUUGGCCUAGGCAGUGGGCAUGGCCGUCGGGUGCCCAUGUACCAGGUUGGGAGGGGAGGGGCUGCUGCCACACCCUCCCCAGGAGCAGUGCUGCACCAGGAGCCCUGCAUCGUCCAGACCAUGACCAGCCCAGGCCUCAGCCUGGAGGACAAGACUGGCCGGAGGGUCACCUCAAGCUUCGUGCAGCAGAGCAACCUGCCGCCCUGGGCUAGGAGGCCUCACUGGAGGGCCUCUGCAGGCCUCAGUUCUCAAGAUGGGUGUCCAUGGGCAGACCCCAGAUCCUGGUAUGCCCUGGGCCAGUGGGCCUCCAGGCCCAUGGGUAAGCCCCUUACCCUGGAAGACCUGGCUGUCCUUACCCAGAGCCAGACUCAGGCCCCAUCCCAUGCUGAUGUCCACCAGUUGCUGGCCUCCAUGCAACAUCUGGAGCAUGAGGCAGCCCAACUCAGGUGCUGGGCAUCCUAGGAACCCUUGGGCCCUGUGCAGCAGAAGCCUAUGGCCAGUGGAGGCCAGACAGUCCCUGCCUGCCCCCAGGCCAGCCAGCCUGCUCCUGCUUGCUGGGAUGAGAGGCAGAGAUGCCCCAGAAGUCUCAGGAAAAAGACGCAAGGAGACCAGCUGGCAGCUGGCAGUGGCAUUAUACAGAUGACAGCUGUCGCAAAAGGGCCUAUGGACCCUUUGGUGGGCUUGCGCCUCCAGAAGGUACAGCUCGAAGAGAUGUGGAGGGGGCACACAAAAAGCCUACUGGCCUGGAGUUUCCAAGAGUGGAGAGAGAUGGCUGUGCAGCAGAAGCAGGAGCGGCUCCACAUCCAAGCUGUGCCAGGGUCCCCUGCCUCUGGGGAAGUCGGGGACCAGAUCUUCCUCCUGUGGUGUCAUCACAAAGCGUUGGCCAGGCAGGAGAAGGGAGCCCGUCGAAGCUGCCUGGGCCCACUGAGGACUCAGAGGGUGGGGCAGCCCCCUCAGGCUGGGCGUGCUCACACUGCAGCCUCAGCUGGAGCGGCCCCACUGGAGACCCAGCAACAGAGAGCCUGGCUCUGCAGAUGUUUUGGGGCCUGGCAGCAGUUUGUGCAAAGAGGGGCCUGGUGCCAGGACCACCUGGCUGACCACCAGGUGGGGACCUUGAACACGUGCCUGCAACAGUGGGUGCAGAUGAAACAGCUCUGGGCCUCAGAUGGGGUGAAGGUGACCCAGCUGUCCCUCUGCCGGCAGAAGGCAGAGCCACUGGAUGGUGUCCUGGGAAGAGAGGCCUUGCUGGGCUGCAGCAUGCCCUGCAGCUCCCUGGAGAGGGCUCCCAGGAACCCCGCCCUCGUGGAGACCAUCUGGGUGACCUUUCUGUGGGCAGCUGGGUGGUAGAAGCAGGAGCAGACCCUUCCACUCUGGCAGGCACAGGCCCAGCAGGCCUGGGGUGCAGCAAAGUGGUACCAGAGCACCCUCCAGAGGCGCAUCCUGCUUAGCUGGAAGCACUGGACAAAGGCCCAAGGGGCCUGGAGAGAGCUGGCAGCCCGCUGGGCCUGGGCGCAGAGCUGCAGGGCUAUACUGGGCCUGUGGCAGGAGCGGGGCUGGAGACUGGCAUGAGACGCCUUUCACCACUGGCACUCCUGUUGGCAGAGGCAUCUGGUCCUGCAUGAAAAGUACCAGGUGUGGGUCCAGGUCCGUCUGCAGGACCUACUGAGGGCUGUGUUCCAGUGCUGGCAGCAGGCAGCAGCUCACUGUAGACACGUGGUGACCAGGCCAGAGCAGCUCCUACUGCAGAGGUGCUUCCAGGCCCGGCAGGGGCUUGUGAGAGAGGCUGGGGUGCUCCAGGCCCAGCACCAAACCUUCCAGGACAAGAGGGGACAGACAAAAGGGGUGCUGGGGGCCACAUUUGCCAAAUUGCGGGAAGCCCUAGUAGUUGCAGCCCAGGAGCAGCGUGAGGCCCAGGUCUUCAUUGCUCACUGGAGCAGGGCCAUGCAGCAGGGCCGGGCAGAAGAGAAUGUCCAGGCCCAGGCCAGGGUGGCCCUAUGCUGGACGCUGUGGGUAUGUGAGUCCCACCUGUGCCAGGCCAGCCAAGCCCAUGCUGCCUGCAAGCUGAGUGUCAGGCCCCAGAGCCUGGGCUGCCCAGACCAAUGUACCACCACUACCUCAGCGGCCACAGAGGAACGCCCUAGACUCCGGUUGAGCUCUCCCCCUGGAGACAAGGCCCGAAGUGUAGGGGGAAGUGGUUCCCAGCCCUCAAAGGCCUCCUUGCAUGCUGUCCAGUUCUGGCUGCAGGGGCCUAUCUGCGGUCAUCGGGCCCAGGGCCUGCCCUUCUCGACAGCACCCAGCAGGCCCCUACAGGACUGGGCAGAGACUGUAGCUCAGAGCAGAGCCCUCAAAUGCACUGUAGAAGCACAUCAGAGGCUGCUCAGGCAGCAGCACGAGAUGGGUGUGGGGGACGUGGUGGUGGCGGGUCCUGCAGCUGUGGGUAGCUCAGUGAUUCCUGAAACAAGACAGCAGCAUCCUUUCCUGGGUGCUGGGCAGUACGGCCCCACCCCACUUCACCCCGUCAACCAUGCCAGUGCCACGCAGUGCUAUUUCUGA
Messenger RNA from Orycteropus afer afer, 2772 nucleotides. Lineage: Eukaryota; Metazoa; Chordata; Mammalia; Tubulidentata; Orycteropodidae. The record is from RefSeq and is a predicted model, not a curated record.